Molecule: messenger RNA, 1669 nt
Organism: Gracilinanus agilis (Agile Gracile Mouse Opossum)
Lineage: Eukaryota; Metazoa; Chordata; Mammalia; Didelphimorphia; Didelphidae
Gene: STK35
Product: serine/threonine kinase 35
Exons: 3
Coding region: 1-1668 (555 amino acids)
Biological process (GO): autophagosome organization; autophagy; peptidyl-serine phosphorylation
Cellular component (GO): autophagosome; cytoplasm
Molecular function (GO): protein serine/threonine kinase activity; ATP binding
Source: RefSeq, a predicted model, not a curated record
AUGGGGCACCCAGAGCCGACCCUGCCCCCGGCGCCCGAGGCAGGCCACGCCAGUUACAUAAAGGGCUUAUAUAAAGGGCUCAGCCGGCGGGGCCACAUGGGCUGUAGCGAGAGGAGGUGCAGAAGAGUCAGUGGGGCCAACAGCUGUAGGUGCCCGCUCUUCACCACGGACAACAUACCUGCAGCCACGGCCCCGCCGCGGCCGCUCUGGGCGGCGAGGGCAGCCCAGUCCCCUGGGCAUCCCCAGGACGGAGCGGACCAUCAACCCUCAAGGGGGAAGAAGAGGAAGAGGGCAGCCCAGGGGCGACAAGCCUUGAACCAGGUCCCAGCCCGAAGUCCCGCUCCGCCGCGUUCCGGGGCCGGACGGAGGGAUGAAGAAAGGGGGACCCCGGCAGCGCCGUUGCUGCUCCCCCCGCAGCCCGCAGCCAUGGAAACGGGCGAGGAGGACGGUGUUCGCCGAGGGACACAAAGCGGUGAGCGGAAAAGGCGAAGCCCAGGGCUCCGGGCGCCCAGCGCAAAGCUGAGGCCGGCGGCAGCGGCCCAGGCCCAGGCCCAGGCUCAGGCCCAGGCCCAGGCCAUGGAGGCGGCCGCGGAAGAAGAGGCGGCCGCGGGCAAGGCCUACCUGGCGGCAGCGCUGAGGCGGCGGGAGGCGUCGGCGCGGCCGCGGUACAGCUUGCUGGCGGAGAUCGGGCGCGGCAGCUACGGCGUGGUGUACGAGGCGGUGGCCGGGCGCAGCGGGGCCCGGGUAGCCGUGAAGAAGAUCCGCUGCGACGCUCCCGAGAACGUGGAGCUGGCGCUGGCCGAGUUCUGGGCCCUGACCAGCCUCAAGCGGCGCCACCAGAACGUGGUGCAGUUCGAGGAGUGCGUCCUGCAGCGCAACGGGUUGGCCCAGCGCAUGAGCCACGGCAACAAGAGCUCGCAGCUGUACCUGCGCCUAGUGGAGACUUCGCUCAAAGGUGAAAGGAUUCUGGGUUAUGCAGAGGAGCCCUGCUAUCUCUGGUUUGUCAUGGAGUUCUGUGAAGGGGGAGAUCUGAAUCAGUAUGUGCUGUCCCGGCGGCCAGACCCAGCCACCAACCGAAGCUUCAUGCUGCAGCUUACCAGUGCCAUCGCCUUCCUACACAAAAACCACAUCGUACACAGGGACCUCAAGCCUGACAACAUCCUAAUCACUGAGAGAUCUGGGGUCCCUGUCCUUAAGGUUGCUGACUUUGGACUCAGCAAAGUCUGUGCUGGGCUAGCACCUCGAGGGAAAGAGGGCGGUCAGGACAACAAAAAUGUGAAUGUGAAUAAAUACUGGUUGUCCUCAGCCUGUGGCUCUGACUUCUACAUGGCCCCUGAGGUCUGGGAGGGGCACUACACAGCCAAGGCGGACAUCUUUGCCCUAGGCAUUAUUAUUUGGGCUAUGAUAGAGCGGAUCACGUUCAUUGACUCCGAGACCAAGAAGGAACUGCUGGGGACUUACAUCAAACAGGGGACAGAGAUUGUACCCGUAGGGGAAGCGCUGCUAGAGAACCCAAAGAUGGAGUUGCACAUCCCCCAGAAACGCAGGACUUCCAUGUCUGAGGGGAUCAAGCAGCUCUUGAAAGAUAUGUUAGCUGCUAACCCACAAGACCGACCUGAUGCCUUUGAGCUUGAAACAAGAAUGGACCAAGUCACAUGUGCUGCUUAAA